Molecule: messenger RNA, 2661 nt
Organism: Brassica napus (rape)
Lineage: Eukaryota; Viridiplantae; Streptophyta; Magnoliopsida; Brassicales; Brassicaceae
Product: CLAVATA3/ESR (CLE)-related protein 45-like
Exons: 1
Coding region: 1926-2297 (123 amino acids)
Source: RefSeq, a predicted model, not a curated record
CCUUCUGCUGUUUGUUUUAGAGCCUGCAAGCAAUAUCCAAUCCUCGGUUUUAAAAUAUGUUACUUUGAGACAGAACCAGAUGCUUAAGAAUGUUCCAAGUACCAUGUGAUUAAAAAAAAAUCUCUAAAACAACAUUAAAGAAUUUAAAUGAGACAGUAAAGAAAGGGGAAGUCAUAUAAAGAAAAAGAUACUAGUACCUUAUGAAGGUAAGAUUUUUUAUUAUUAUCAUUAAGGGAACCAUAUUAAACCAAAAUGGGUCUUUUUGAAUCAUUGCAAUGAGGAGUCAUUGUAAACUACAGACUAUUGUCAUUUUUGAACUGAAUCCGUGACAUGAGUGGAGGAGAAAAUGCUCUAUUGAGCUAACGGUGGAGGAAGGGCAGCUAGAAGCCCGGUAGCAAAGGAAGGCAAAGCAGAUCCAGGAGUACGAUAUGUGGAUGAAUCAACAGGAUGGGAAAGAAGGCAUUAAGAUGCAUAAUUAGCAUAAACAAACACACCCACAUAAUUAGUUAUGGUGAAUAUCGAUCGAAUCUCCCAAGCUAGAAUCUAAUGAUAAUUUCUACAGUCAUGAAGACUAUAAUUUUUAUUGCAAUCCUAAACUACUACAUAGUAAUAUAGUAUCGUAGGCAAAACCGACUAUUGAGGCAUUACGUUAUGGUGGUUUCAAUAUUGAUGUAAUAUUUUGUGAGAAGAUAAGAUGAAGUAGCACAAGUAAACAUGCAGCCGAUGUUGUUUCAUAAAACGUGACCUAUGAAGCCCAAAGUGAGGGGGGAAAGAUCUUUUUAUUUUAUUUUUAUUUUUUAAAGGCUUUCUUGAAAAGAAUCUUAUAAUAAUAUAAAGAAUCAUUCUGAAAGAAAUAUAUAAAAAGUAAAAUGUAUUUGUUUCUUUUCGAAGAGGAUUACUCUGUUUUACCAAAGUUUAAUGCUUUAUAUGAGUAGCUUGCUCCUGUAGGCUGUGGACUGUGGUAAUGGAAUACUACCAACGGUUUGCAUGGCCCACGGCUCCGGUCCUCUGUGUUCCUGCCGUUUAACAAAGAAACCCAACAAAACCACUUUCCUUAACAACAAAGGAAUUAUGACAUAACCAGAAAUCCCACAACGUAAAAGGGCGUAAACUUGAAUGAUUAGUGUAGAACCCAUUGUCCCAUAAAGUUAAAGGCAUUUUAUAUUUCCAAGUACCAAUUGUGAAUCAAGUAAGAAAGCAUUUGAUGAGUUGGCCUAUUGGCUAAAACUAUCUGAUAACAGCUCAAAGAAUUUUGGAGGUCACAUAUUCAUGCUGGGAAGGGUCUAUGAGCCAAAAAAUUCCUAAUCAUUAGAAAAAACCUUUGUCAUGUUGUUUUUGUUUUUUUCAGAGCAAAUAAUACUUAAACUGGCUUAUAACCAAAGCUCUUGAUUGAGCUAGGCAGUUUGUAGAUGGUGAAUACAGAGAAUCUCACAAAACAUGUUCACUGCAAAAGAGUAAGUGUUCAUAAAAGUACAACAGGACGUGGAUAGUUAAGGAAGGUCUCUCAGAAACCCCAAAUUGGCCAAUUAUCAAGUCAAGAUUGUUGGAAUCAAUGGAAUGAGAAGGAUAUUGGUUAGACAAAAAGCAAAGGACAAAUGUAGAGUGAUGUAGGGAAACCAAUGAAGAGAGAUACUUAACUUCUCUUUCGUACAAUCAUUGUCAGAUUCUUCCAAUAACAGCCUUAAUCUUACUUAGAUUUCCAAAGCAAUGUUUUGUUUAAGUGAAUUUAUAUUCCCCAGGGACCCACUGUCCUUUUACACUUUUCAAGCUUCUCCCUCCAAAUCCCAAUAACUGAUAUAUAUCUACAGGACACAUGAACUCAGAAGGGAUACAAUCUCAUCCUCAUUAUCCCUAACCCUCUCUCAUUUCUUUGAAGAAAAAAAUAAAGAUACUCUUUGAUUCUUCUUGUCUCCAUAAGAGCAGAUAUGAUGGGUUCCAGUAAAAGGAUGAUGUUUUGUCUUCUUGUCUGCAUAGGAUUACUAUCAGACAACAAAUAUAAGGUCUCAGCGUUGAGUAGAGAGUUUUUCCUCAAAGAAACACAAGGAGACAAAGCUGGAGUUCAUCCAGGUGAUAUUGCUAAGCUGAAGAGCAUGGAUAUUCAUUUUAGGUACAACCGUGAAGAACACGGAAUCCUCAGCGGAAACCGACGCAUUCUUGGGGAGGUUAACAAGGAUAAAGUUAAAGCUGAGAAGAUGCAAGCACAGAAGAAUCAGACAAAGGACUCAUUGCAAUCAAGCAAGAGACAUGUAAGACGGGGAUCAGAUCCUAUCCACAACAAAUCGCAGCCAUUUUCUUAAGUGGCACAACAAGAAUGAGAUACAUGAAAAAGGCAGUACACUAUAGAAAUGCAAGAGGAGGAAGAAGACGAAAAAGGCGCAAUAAUCAAGCUGGAGGUAGGCUAGUUGGGUUUUUUUCUCGCAAGUAUAGAUUUGAUAGAACACAGAAUAUUGGCUAAUGAAGCCAUCGUGGUAUCCAGAGCAGCAUGAUCUGUUCAGAUACACCAGGAUAACACAUGAUUAGUUUUUUUUUUUCAAAAUAUUUCUUUGGAGUUUUUUUUUGCAUUAGUUAUAAGUUUCUCGAUAAGUUUUCUUCUUUCUGCAUUGCUUUGAAUCCACACAAAAACAUAUCUCAUGUAUAUACAAUUUCUCAAAGUUUUGAUCA